Messenger RNA from Mus caroli (Ryukyu mouse), 3151 nucleotides. It is a transcript of the gene Gimap8, whose product is annotated as GTPase, IMAP family member 8. NCBI's taxonomy places the organism in Eukaryota, Metazoa, Chordata, Mammalia, Rodentia, Muridae. The record is from RefSeq and is a predicted model, not a curated record. Gene Ontology annotation, molecular function: GTP binding.
CUUCAUCCUACCAAGGAGUAGCUGCAGGAAGCCAGGCAGAGCACAGAAGCUGUGAAGCAUCAGUAGGACAGGGGGAAAGACCGAGGACUAAACGUCUUCCCCCGCUGGGAUCUGGAGGCCUCUCUGAUCUCUUUUCUCUGGGACCACUUGCACCUUGAUGUGGGAAGAAUCCCUGUAUCACAGAAGCUCCUUCCAAUGUUUGAACUCAUGGUACCCUUGGGCAGCAUCCAGGGAAGACAGAGCAGGACUCACAGACUUCCUCACUCAACCGCCAGGAUAGGGUGAUGAUGGUCUUUUGGUGGAAACAUUUUGCUCUUUGUAACCAAGACCUCUGUGCUAACAGAGUGUAAGAUCUUGGGGACUGGAAGCAAAGAUUUUGCUGAGGUCAAGUAGUGUCGUUCCCAUUUGAUUUUUACCCAUGAAUUGCUGACCCAUGAAUCCCGCCUGUAUACUUUGAUAUUACCAGACCCAUGUAUAGUCCCUAUCCCUGUCACUGUGGCCACUGUGAUGAGCUUGUUGACUGAUGAUCGGGUGAUUGGGGGAGAGGAUGACUGGCACCAACAGAAUGGGUCACCUUGUCAGCUUGAUGGUCAAGCUCUUCCUUUGCUGAGGUCAGUUUUUGAUGGGCAUUCAGAAGUUCUCUUGCUUGUCUUCCUUGCAGUCCUUCCAGACAACUCUUCCAGACCGAUUUCCCAGCCAUGUUGUUUCCAAAUCCACAUCGUCCAGCCAAAUGGUUGGCUGGAGCCCAUGGUGCCAGCCGGGGUCAGGAGGGCAACUUCAAGCAGAACCAGGGAACAUCCACACUGUGGCUCCUCCUGCUAGGGAAACAGGGUGCAGGCAAAAGCGCCACAGGAAACACCAUUCUGGGCAAAGCCGUGUUCGAGUCCAAGUUCAGCGAUCACAUGGUAACCAACAGGUGCCAGAGCGAGAGUGUGUCAGUAAGAGGGAAGCGGGUCAUUGUCAUCGAUACCCCAGAUCUCUUCUCCUCACUGAGCUGUCCAGAGGUUAGGCAGCAGAACCUGCAGCAGUGCUUGGAGCUCUUAGCUGAUGAUCACUGUGUGCUGCUCCUGGUCACUCCCAUUGGCCACUAUACAGAGGAGGACAGGGAGACCAUUGAAGGCAUCUGGGGUAAAAUUGGCCCUAAAGCCUACAGACACAUGAUUGUGGUCUUCACUCGGGAAGAUGAGCUGGAUGAAGACUCCCUGUGGAACUACAUCGAGAGCAAGGAGUCUCUGAAGGAGUUGAUUAAAAACAUUGGAAGUCGACGAUGUUGUACUUUCAACAACAAGGCAGACAAGAAGCAGCGGGAACUGCAGGUGUUCAAGCUUCUUGAUGCAAUUGAACUUUUGAUGAUGGAAAGCCCUGGGCCAUAUUUUGAGCCCUUAAAAAUGGAAAGCAGUGGAGUCCAGGGUUGUGGGACUGGAGUGACAUAUGAAGGGGAAACUCUGUGUGGUUCAAAGAAGAGGCAUCCUCAGAUCACAGGACCCGAUUGUGAUCCAGAAAUGCCAGAGCUGAGGGUCCUUCUGAUGGGGAAGCGUGGUGUUGGGAAAAGUGCAGCAGGAAACAGCAUUCUGGGGAAGCAGGUCUUUAAGACUCAGUUCAGUGAGAAGCAGCGGGUCACCAAGGCCUUUGCAUCCCACAGCAGGGUCUGGCAAGGGAAGAAAGUUCUGAUUAUAGAUUCUCCAGAGAUCUCAUCGUGGAAGCUUGAUGAGUCUGAUGUCAAGAAUCACACCUUUCCAGGUCCCCAUGCCUUUCUGCUGGUGACACCACUGGGUUCUUCUUUAAAGAGUGAUGACGAUGUGUUCAGCAUCAUCAAACGUAUUUUUGGAGAAAAAUUCGCCGAGUUCACAAUUGUUCUCUUUACCAGGAAAGAAGAUUUUGAGGCUCAGGCUCUAGACACAGUUAUAAAGGAAAAUGAUGCUCUCUAUAAUCUCACCCAGAAAUUUGGAGAAAGAUACACAAUCUUCAACUACCGGGCAUCUGUGGAGGAGGAGCAGAGCCAGGUGGGCAAACUACUGAGCCAAAUCGAGAAGAUGGUGCAGUGCCACAGCAACAAGCCUUGCGUCAUCAGAGAGAAAGAACUUUUAAACAUCAUCCUCUUGGGAAGGAGUGGGGCUGGAAAGAGUGCAACUGGGAACACUAUCCUGGGGAGGCCUGCCUUCUUCUCUCAGCUCAGAGCUCAGCCGGUCACCAGUUGCAGCCAGAGUGGCAAGACGACACUGGACUGGCAGGAUGUUGUGGUUGUGGACACUCCAUCAUUCAUCCAGACGCCUGGCACUGAAAAGGAUCCUUCCAGGUUAAAGGAGGAGAUCCAUCACUGUUUGAGUCUCUGCGAAGAAGGCAUGAAGAUUUUUGUCCUGGUUCUCCAGUUGGGACGGUUCACCCAGGAAGAUGAGGCGGUGGUGGAGCAACUGGAGGCCAGUUUUGAGGGAAACAUUAUGAAAUAUAUGAUUGUGCUGUUUACACGGAAGGAAGACCUAGGGGAUGGGGACCUUCAUGAUUAUACUAACAACACAAAGAACAAAGCCCUUAAAAAAAUACUUAAAAAGUGCAAUGGGCGAGUUUGUGCUUUUAAUAACAAAGAAACUGGUGAAGACCAGGAGACCCAGGUGAAAGGUCUGUUGAAAAUAGCCAAUAGUCUCAAGAAGAACUAUGAUGAGCAUUCAAAUUCAUGGAUGGGUCAAUUAAAAUCAACACUAGGCCAAAUUACUAUGGCAUUUAAAUGAGCUCAAGUGGGCAGUUUUAAGGCCUGGGGACAGUUUAGGGAUGCCAUCAGACAGAGGAGGGGGUGGAUGAGAGGGGGAAGGACUAGUGGGGUGGAUCCUCUCAAAGAAGGUUCAUGACUUGGAAGGCUGAGGGAUAAAUGCAUCUCAUGAAGGAUGUAGAUAUUCAGGUAAAUAAAUUCUUAAGUUAGGCCAGGCAGAAGGAAAUUAUGGACAAAGAGAUUAUGGAAGAGAAAAUGUUUUUCUUUGAUUUAAGUUUUAUUGCAUUAUCUCAAAUUAUGUUAAACAUAAUAGACUUACACCACAUUCUUCUUUCCCUUUUGUACCCCAACUCCUCCCUGAGAGCCCUCCCCACUUCAAAACCUGCAAUAUAUUAUAAAAAUAAAAAUGAGUAUUAUAAGAGUAGUUUGAUAUAAUACAACAAUCGA